Messenger RNA from Mesitornis unicolor (brown roatelo), 5486 nucleotides. It is a transcript of the gene FAT3, whose product is annotated as FAT atypical cadherin 3. Gene Ontology annotation, molecular function: calcium ion binding. The record is from RefSeq and is a predicted model, not a curated record. Gene Ontology annotation, cellular component: plasma membrane; cell-cell junction. NCBI's taxonomy places the organism in Eukaryota, Metazoa, Chordata, Aves, Mesitornithiformes, Mesitornithidae. Gene Ontology annotation, biological process: homophilic cell-cell adhesion. The transcript is spliced from 8 exons. The annotation marks the transcript as partial.
GUUUGAUUACAACAACGUCAAGAAAAUUGGAUCGGGAACAGCAAGCAGAACAUUUUUUGGAGGUAACUGUUUCAGAUGGGGGCACAUCUCCCAAGCAGUCCUCUGUUUGGGUGGUGGUCCAGGUUCUGGAUGAGAACGAUAACAAACCUCAGUUUCCAGAGAAAGUCUACCAGAUCAAGCUGCCAGAGAGGGACCGUAAGAAAAGAGGAGAACCAAUCUACAGAGCUUUUGCUUUUGACAAAGACGAAGGCCCUAAUGCAGAAAUCUCAUACAGCAUUGUGGAUGGAAAUGAUGAUGGGAAAUUUUUUAUUGACCCCAAAACAGGGAUGGUUUCUUCCAGAAAGCAGUUCACAGCGGGGAGUUACGACAUCUUAACAAUAAAAGCAGUGGACAAUGGCCGGCCCCAAAAGUCUUCAACUGCACGCCUCCAUAUUGAGUGGAUAAAAAAGCCUGCACCCUCACCCGUGCCCCUGACUUUCGAUGAACCCUUUUACAACUUCACCAUCAUGGAAAGCGAUAAAGUGACUGAAAUCGUUGGGGUGGUCUCGGUGCAGCCAUCUAACAUUCCUCUCUGGUUUGAUAUUGUUGGAGGGAAUUACGAUAGUUCUUUCGACGCGGAGAAGGGAGUGGGCACUAUUGUCAUUGCAAAGCCCUUGGAUGCAGAGCAGAGGUCAAUAUAUAACAUGACUGUGGAGGUCACCGAUGGAACAAACAUUGCCACGACUCAGGUUCUUAUCAAAGUGUUGGAUAACAAUGAUAAUGGCCCAGAAUUCUCUCAACCAAGUUACGAUGUCACCAUUUCAGAGGACAUCCUCCCUGAUACUGAAAUUCUGCAAAUAGAAGCCAUAGACAGAGAUGAAAAGCAUAAGUUGAGCUACACCAUUCACAGCAGCAUUGAUACAGUCAGCAUGAGGAAAUUCAGAAUUGAUCCCAACACUGGGGUACUCUAUACUGCUGAGAGAUUAGACCACGAAGCACAAGAUAAGCACAUCCUUAAUGUCAUGGUCCGAGAUCAAGAAUUCCCUUAUAGAAGAAACCUGGCCAGAGUCAUCAUAAAUGUGGAAGACUCCAAUGACCAUAGUCCAUACUUUACCAGCCCAUUGUAUGAAGCCUCGGUGUUUGAAUCAGCAGCAGUUGGGUCAGCAGUCUUGCAGGUCACAGCUUUGGACAAAGACAAAGGGGAAAACGCAGAACUUAUCUACACUAUUGAAGCAGGAAAUACAGGAAACACAUUCAAGAUUGAACCAGUUUUAGGGAUCAUUACCUUAUUGAAGGAGCCAGACUUAACCACAAUGGGACAGUUUGUUUUGUCAGUCAAAGUGGCUGAUCAAGGCUCUCCACCACUGUCUGCAACAGCAAUUGUGCGGAUAUCUGUGACGAUGGCAGAUAACUCCCACCCUAAAUUCACUCUCAAAGAAUACCAAGCGGAGGUUAAUGAAAAUGUGGAUAUUGGUACUUCUGUCAUCUCCCUCUCUGCAAUCAGUCAGUCCACCCUAGUUUAUGAGGUUAAAGAUGGGAAUGUGGAUGGAGUCUUCACUAUAAAUCCAUAUUCCGGAGUGAUCACCAGUCAAAAGGCCCUUGAUUAUGAACGUGCUUCCUUCUAUCAGCUCAUUGUACAGGCAACAAAUAUGGCAGGCAUGGCAUCAAAUGCCACUGUGAACAUUCAGGUUGUUGAUGAAAAUGAUAACCCACCAGUUUUUCUCUUCUCUCAGUACUCAGGCAGCAUAAGUGAAGCUGCUCCUGUAAACAGCAUAGUCCGGAGUGCGAAUAACAGUCCUCUCGUGAUACGUGCCACUGAUGCUGACAGCAACCAGAAUGCUUUGCUUGUCUACCAGAUUGUUGAAUCUACUGCAAAAAAGUAUUUCACGGUAGAUUCCAGCACAGGUGCAAUCAGAACAAUUGCAAAUUUGGAUCAUGAAACAAUAGCCCACUUCCAUUUCCACGUGCACGUCAGAGAUAGUGGGAAUCCCCAGCUUACAGCAGAGAGCCCAGUUGAAGUGACCAUUGAGGUAACCGAUGUCAAUGACAACCCACCAGUCUUCAGCCAGGCUGUAUUUGAGACAGUCUUGCUCCUGCCUACAUAUGUUGGUGUCGAGGUUCUCAAAGUCAAGGCUACAGACCCAGAUUCAGAGAUCCCUCCUGAACUAACAUACAGUCUAAUUGAAGGCAAUAUGGACCAUUUUUUAAUUGAUUCAAGCACAGGGGUACUCACCAUUAAAAACAAUAGCCUCUCCAAAGACCAUUAUAUGCUAAUAGUAAGAGUAUCUGAUGGGAAAUUUUAUAGCACUGCUAUGGUGACAAUAAUGGUGAAAGAAGCCAUGGAUAGUGGGCUCCAUUUCACACAAAACUUUUAUUCCACUUCUAUCUCAGAAAACAGCACCAAUAUCACCAAGAUUGCUGUGGUGAAUGCUGUUGGUAACCGCCUCAAUGAGCCUUUGAAAUACAGUAUACUAAACCCAGGGAACAAAUUUAAAAUCAAAUCUACCUCAGGAGUCAUUCAGACAACUGGCAUCCCCUUCGAUCGAGAGGAGCAAGAGCUGUAUGAGUUGGUAGUGGAAGCAAGCCGUGAACUAGAUCACCUUCGUGUUGCUCGAGUUGUGGUGAGGGUGUACAUUGAGGACAUAAAUGACAAUGCUCCAGUGUUUGUAGGGCUUCCAUACUAUGCUGCUGUGCAAGUCGAUGCUGAGCCUGGUACCCUGAUAUAUCGAGUGACAGCUAUUGAUAAAGAUAAGGGUGAAAAUGGUGAGGUGUCAUACCUUCUGAAGGAAGACUAUGGACAUUUUGAAAUUGAUAGAGGAUCUGGUAGUGUCACUUUAAAAGAAGCCUUCAAUUCUGAUUUGUCUAAUAUAGAGUAUUUGGUUGUCAUUCUUGCAAAAGAUGGCGGUAACCCAUCAUUGUCUGCUUCGGUAGAGCUCCCCAUUACUAUUGUUAACAAAGCAAUGCCUGUAUUUGACAAGCCCUUCUAUACAGCUUCUGUGAAUGAGGAUGUAGAAAUGCACACACCAAUUUUAAGCAUAAAUGCAACCAGUCCAGAAGGCCAGGGGAUCAUUUAUAUCAUUGUCGAUGGAGAUCCCUACAACCAGUUCAAUAUUGAUUUUGAUACUGGAGUUCUGAGUGUCAUCAACCCACUGGACUAUGAAAUGAAUUCUCUUUUCAAGCUGAUGGUGCGAGCCAGCGAUGCUCUCACUGGAGCUCGAGCUGAGGUCACUGUGGACUUGAUCAUUAAUGACGUUAAUGAUAAUCCUCCAGUAUUUGAUCAGUCUGCUUAUAAUGCUACUUUGUCUGAAGCAUCUUUGAUUGGGACUCCUGUACUGCAGGUUGUUGCUAUUGAUGCUGACUCUGACAAUAACAAGAUUGUGCAGUAUCAGAUAGUCCAGGACACCUUUAACAGCACGGAUUAUUUCCAUAUAGACAGCACCAGUGGCCUAAUUCUGACAGCCCGGAUGUUGGAUCACGAAUUCAUACAGCAGUGCAGCUUGAAAGUCAGAGCAACCGAUAAUGGGUUCCCACCACUAAGCAGUGAGGUUCUUGUGAGUAUCUCAAUAACAGAUAUGAAUGACAACCCUCCAAUUUUUAACCAGUUAAUAUAUGAAUCGUAUGUGAGUGAGCUGGCACCUAGAGGUCAUUUUGUGACCUGUGUCCAAGCCUCUGAUGCCGACAGCUCUGAUUUUGACAGACUGGAGUACAGCAUCCUGUCAGGAAAUGAUCGGACCAGUUUCAUUAUGGACAGCAAGAGUGGUGUUAUCACCCUUUCCAACCAUCGCAAACAGAGAAUGGAGCCCAUGUACAGCCUAAAUGUCUCUGUGUCAGAUGGGCUGUUCACCAGCACAGCCCAGGUGCACAUACAGAUCCUUGGGGCCAACCUUUACAGCCCUGUGUUUUCACAGAGUGUAUAUGUUGCUGAGGUUAGAGAAAACGCUGCUCCUGCAACUAAGGUAAUCCAUGUGAAGGCAACAGAUGGGGAUUCCGGUGUAUAUGGCCAGAUAAGCUAUUCCAUAAUAAAUGACUUUGCCAAGGACCGAUUUUUGAUUGAUAGCAAUGGGCAGAUUCUGACAACAGAGAGGUUAGACCGGGAGAACCCACUGGAAAGUGAUAUCGGUAUAUUUUUGAGAGCCCUUGAUGGAGGUGGCAGGACUACAUUUUGCACUGUAAGAGUGAUAGUAGUGGAUGAGAAUGACAAUGCUCCUCAAUUUAUGACGGUUGAAUACAGAGCAAGUGUCAAAGCAGAUGUUGGGAAAGGUUACUUGGUGACCCAAGUGCAAGCAGUAGAUCCAGAUGAUGGAGCCAAUUCCAGGAUUACCUAUUCUCUGUAUAGUGAAGCUUCGGUUUCAGUAGCUGAUCUGCUUGAAAUAGAUCCAGACAAUGGAUGGAUGGUCACCAAGGGUAGCUUUAACCAGCUGAAAAACACAGUUCUGUCAUUCUUUGUCAAAGCAGUUUUUUCUGUGAAGCAUUCCCUCAUUCCUGUCUACAUCCAUGUUUUACCCCCAGAAACUCUUUUGCCUUCCUUUUCUCAACCCCAGUAUUCAUUUACCAUAGCAGAAGACACCCUCAUAGGUAGUACCAUUGACAUUCUGCAUGUUUUGCCUAAUCAAGGUGCUUUGUAUAGCACAGUAAAUGGUGAGCUGACUGAAAACAACAAAGAUGGGGUUUUCAUCAUAGAGCAAGACACGGGGCUCAUAAAACUGGAUAAGAGACUUGACCAUGAGACAAAUCCUGCCUUUCACUUCAAAGUUGCAGCCACCAUUCAAUUAGACAAAGUAGACAUUGUGUUGACUGUGGAUGUGGAGGUUAAGGUAUUGGAUGUAAAUGACAACAAGCCCAUGUUUGAAACGGCUAGCUAUGAUGCUAUAAUAAUGGAAGGGAUGCCUAUAGGGACAAAACUUACGCAAGUUAAAGCGGUUGAUGCAGACUCGAGUGCAAAUGGGCAGGUCACAUAUACACUUGCAGUGGAAUCGGAGCUGGAGAAGAUCAUGGAAGUGUUCACCAUUGAUAGCAACAGUGGCUGGAUCAGCACUCUGAAGGAUCUGGACCAUGAAAAGGAUCCUGCUUUCACCUUUGCAGUGGUGGCCUCAGAUCUGGGGGAAGCUUUAUCCUUGUCAUCAACCACCUUGGUCUCAGUUACUGUGACAGAUAUAAAUGAUAAUGCACCCAUCUUUGAGCAUGAGGUGUACAGAGGGUCAGUGAAGGAGAGUGACCCUCCAGGGGAAGUUGUGGCUGUUCUUAGCACCUGGGAUGAAGACACGUGUGAUGUCAACCGGCAGGUUAGCUACCAUAUUACAGGAGGGAAUCCCAAAGGGAAGUUCGCUCUGGGACUGGUGCAGAAUGAGUGGAAGGUUUAUGUUAAAAGGCCUCUAGAUCGGGAAGAGCAAGACGUUUAUUAUCUGAACAUCACCGCCACAGAUGGCCUCUUUGUAACCCAAGCUGCCGUGGAAGUGACCGUCACUGAUGUUAAUGAUAACAGUCCAGUUUGUGAACAGGUGAGUUAG